GUGAAAGCGGCGUUUUGGGGUCUUGUCCGCAACUCCUCAUAUUUGCGAUUAUCAAAGACGUCACGCCCGCUGUUCUGCUAAAGGAGGUUAUACGGACCACAAAGUUUGGAUCAUCAACCUUCCACCUUCUCCCUUCUCUCUCUCUGUCUCUCUCUCUCUCACUCUCUCUCUCUCUCUCUCUCUCUCUCUCUCUCUCUCUCUCUCUCUCUUUCUCUCUCUCUCCUUCCAAUGGCUCAUUCUGUGGUCUCAAUCUUUCGGCUUCUCCGUGGUUCUCUCUCCUUGGGCAGCCGGCCUAUGGUCGUGUUUCCUGGUCAAUGUGUGUGUGCACGUGGGCUGUCAACCCUGGGGGUUCGGUUAAACAGUUCCCGCCUGGACGCCGACGGAAGUGGCCAGCCGGGUACAUGGGACUCUUUUGGGAUCUGGGACAACCGCCUUGAUGAACCCAUUCUGCUCCCGCCCAGCAUCCGCUAUGGAAAACCGAUCCCGCACCUCAGCCUGGCCAACGUUGGCUAUGCCUCCCUCAUAGGUCAUCGCCGUGACAAUGAGGAUCGCCUACGCAUCGCUAUGCUUACACCCGACACGCUGUACUUUGCCCUGUUUGACGGACACGGAGGGCCCCAGGCUGCGGACUUCUGUUCUGCAUACAUGGAGAGAUACAUCAAGGACUGUUUGGAAGCAGAGCAGGAUUUGGAACGUGUCUUAUCAAAAGCAUUUCUGCAGGUGGAUGCAGCACUUGCGUCACAUUUUCAGCACUAUGGCAAUGCAUCCCUUAUGACAGUGGGCACCACAGCGACAGUGGCAUUACUGAGGGAUGGCAUCGAGUUGGUUGUGGGCAGCGUUGGAGACAGCCGUGCUCUGCUUUGUAGAAAGGGCAAAGCCAAAAGGCUCACCAGUGACCACACGCCUGAGAGAAAGGACGAGAAACAGAGGAUUAGACAGAGUGGGGGUUUUGUGACGUGGAACAGUCUUGGCCAAGCCAAUGUCAAUGGACGCCUGGCUAUGACUCGCAGCAUUGGAGACUUUGACUUAAAGAAGAGUGGAGUCAUUGCAGAGCCAGAAACUACACGAGUCACAAUACAGCAUGUUCAUGACUCUUGCCUGAUUCUAACAACUGAUGGCAUCAACUUCAUCAUGAGCAACCAAGAGAUCUGUGAUGUCAUCAGUCAGUGCCAUGACCCCAUGGAGGCUGCUAAUGUCAUCACUCAGCAGGCUAUCCAGUAUGGUUCAGAGGAUAACAGUACAACUAUCAUCGUUCCCUUCGGUGCGUGGGGUAAACCACAGAAUUCUGCAUACAGUUACUCCAUGAGCCGGAAUUUUGCCUCCAGUGGACGUUGGGCAUAAUUAGAAAAAGUGAGGGCUCGUUAAAAACUCUUCUUGUCUCAAACGGUGCCUUCUGGCGUAAGAGCACUUUAUUAGCACAGGGCACUCUUCAAGUUUGUAUUAGGCUGGUAUGCUUUGUUAGUAAAUGACCUUAAGCAAGUUACAAAACGAUUCAUGAAUUCUUCUUCUAGGUCACUGACUAUUUUUACCUCAUAUUCACAAUAUCUCAUUUUUCAGUCAGUAAUGUAUUACAUCAGUAUUGCUACUGUU
Messenger RNA from Chanos chanos (milkfish), 1590 nucleotides. It is a transcript of the gene ppm1ka, whose product is annotated as protein phosphatase, Mg2+/Mn2+ dependent 1Ka. The record is from RefSeq and is a predicted model, not a curated record. NCBI's taxonomy places the organism in Eukaryota, Metazoa, Chordata, Actinopteri, Gonorynchiformes, Chanidae. Gene Ontology annotation, biological process: protein dephosphorylation. The transcript has 7 exons. Bases 229 to 1341 code for a protein of 370 amino acids. Gene Ontology annotation, molecular function: protein serine/threonine phosphatase activity; cation binding.